AUGACAGCAAUGAAAGCUAUUGUCUGGAGACUUCCCAAGAUGCCGAAAAUCAAAAUUACAAAAACUUAUGAAGUUACGAAAAUUACGGCGAUAUUGACACUAGUAGGAUUUAUAAUGGGCCUUGAGGUGCCGUCAUUGGCAACUUUUCUCACAAACAAAACGUUUAAUGAGUACUUCAAGUAUCCAACUCCUUUACAACAAGGUUUACUCAUGGGGUCCACCCCCCUGGGUGGUAUCAUGGGAUGUUUUAUUUGCUGCAUAAUGAAUGAUAGAUUCAGUAGAAUAUAUCAAUUUCAAUCGGGAAUAAUAAUAUGGAAUAUUGUUACGUUAUUGAACUUUUGUAUUUGGGAUAUAUUAGGUUUACUAAUUUGCCGGAUGAUCAAGGGUAUGAUCCUUGGGAACUUUUCAAUUUUAGUAGCAUCCUACGCAAAUGAAGUUAUCCCCCGCGGCAAGCGUGGAAGUACGAUGAGCUAUAUUCAAUUGUGUUUAACCAUUGGAAUUCUUGUUAUGCAUUAUUUGUGCAUUGCAUUAAGUCUAUGGGAUUCUCAUUUUGCGUUCCGUAUAGCGUGGUGCAUAGGAAUCAUUCCUGGAUUACUGUUCUGGAUGGCUAGCUACGCUCUACCUGAAUCUUAUCACUGGCUAGUACUACAUGGGAAGAUGAGUGAAGCUCAGGAAAUUCAGCACAAUUUAGCCAAAAAGUUUAAUGAAAGCCAGCCAAGGGAUGCAGUCCCUGAGAUGAGUAAGAUCGAAUUAGCAGGAGAUUUUUGGAUUGGAGUUAAUGAUUUGGACUUCUCCAAAAAAUUACCUCGGGGUUCGUUUAAGCCUUUGAUUCUUGGAAUGACUUUACAGUUAUUGGUUCAAUUUAGCGGUAUAAACAUUAUCCUUGGUUAUAUUACAUACAUUUGCGAGAUUGUAGGGCUUGAAGGCAAUGUAAAACUAUUCACCAGUUCCAUUCCAUAUUUCAUCAACAUGGUUUUGAGCUUGUUACCGAUUACAUUCAUUGAUUACACUAGCAGAAAGCUAAUUACCUUGUUGGGUGGCUUUCCCAUUAGUGGGUUGCUCAUUACAAUCGGCGCAUUAUUUGUGAAGUAUGGUCAAGACACCAAGCCCAUCGACGGCAAUAGGAGUUUAGUUUGGUCAAUUGGAGAAAACCCGUUUGUGGGAGGAUGGAUUCUAACUUUAUGCUUUCUAAUUGUUGGAAUAUUUGCCAUGAGCCUUUCCAGUAUACCUUGGGUUUACACGAAUGAAAUGUUGCCCUCACGAGUGAAAGUUAAGGGAUUUGCCAUUUGCGUAACGUUUGGAUGGUUGGGCAAUUUUAUUUUAACGUUUCUAUGCCCUGUGAUGAUUGAAAGAUUAAAAGGCACAACAUUUAUAAUAUUUGGAUCUUUGACAUUCUUGAUAUCACUUUCAGUUUUGAUUUGGUUCCCAGAAACAAAGGGUAUGAGCAUAGAAGAUAUUGAUAAAUUCUUCGAAUUUGAGAGUAAAGAGGGCACCAAUUUACAUGGGGAAAAGGGUAUCAAAACGCCGGACUCAAAUUCUAAUGGCGGUUCUACAAGAUCCUCCCAAGAAGGGCAAUUGCAUAAACCUAUAAAACUGAAAAGCGAUGAAGAGAUGAUCAUAUGA
Messenger RNA from Saccharomyces cerevisiae S288C, 1623 nucleotides. RefSeq lists its product as uncharacterized. The record is from RefSeq and is marked reviewed. The coding region runs from base 1 to 1623 and encodes 540 amino acids. Gene Ontology annotation, biological process: transmembrane transport. Gene Ontology annotation, molecular function: transmembrane transporter activity. The transcript has a single exon. Lineage: Eukaryota; Fungi; Ascomycota; Saccharomycetes; Saccharomycetales; Saccharomycetaceae. Gene Ontology annotation, cellular component: membrane.